Molecule: messenger RNA, 978 nt
Organism: Pomacea canaliculata
Lineage: Eukaryota; Metazoa; Mollusca; Gastropoda; Architaenioglossa; Ampullariidae
Exons: 1
Coding region: 1-978 (325 amino acids)
Source: RefSeq, a predicted model, not a curated record
AUGUUAACCCAAGAUCAGUCUGAUGUGCACCAGAACCUAUCUGAUCACCUGCUGGUGAAAACGAAUUCUGUUGUACCUCAGAACCAAUCUGACCCCUUGUUGGUGAAGAAUUCUGUUCGUCCCCUGAACCAAUCUGACCACCUGCUGGUGAAGACGAAUUCUGUUGGACCCCAGAUCCAGUCUGACCACCUGUUGGUGAAGAGUUCUGUUGUGCACCAGAACCUCUCUGAUCCCCUUCUGGGGAAGACAAAUUCUGUUGGACCCCAGAACCAAUCUGACCACCUGCUGGUGAAGACGAAUUCUGUUGGACCCCUGAACCAAUCUGACCCCCUGCUGGUGAAGAAUUCUGUUGGACCCCAGAACCAAUCUGACCCCCUGCUGGUGAAGACGAAUUCUGUUGGACACCAGAUCCAGUCUGACCACCUGCUGGUGAAGACGAAUUCUGUUGGACCCCAGGACCAAUCUGACCAUCUGUUGGUGAAGAGUUCUGUUGUGCACCAGAACCUCUCUGAUCACCUGCUGGUGAAGACGAAUUCUGUUGGACCCCAGAACCAAUCUGACCCCCUGCUGGUGAAGACGAAUUCUGUUGGACCCCAGAUCCAGUCUGACCACCUGCUGGUGAGAACGAAUUCUGUUGGACCCCAGGACCAAUCUGACCAUCUGUUGGUGAAGAGUUCUGUUGUGCACCAGAACCUCUCUGACCACCUGCUGGUGAAGACGAAUUCUGUUGGACCUCAGGACCAAUCUGACCAUCUGUUGGUGAAGAGUUCUGUUGUGCACCAGAACCUCUCUGACCACCUGCUGGUGAAGACGAAUUCUGUUGGACCUCAGGACCAAUCUGACCACCUGUUGGUGAAGAGUUCUGUUGUGCGCCAGAACCUCGCUGAUCUCUUCCUGUUGAAGAACUAUUGUGCUGAUCCCCUACUGAUAAAGAAUCUUCCUGUUGACCCUGUAGUGAAGAACGCCUUUGUUCACUAA